AAAAAAUGAGAGAUUUCCAAUCUUUGGAGCUAAAUCCAACAAUUUUCCCUAAUAAACUAGCUAAUUGAGUUUAUCAAUAGCUCACCAAAAUCUACUCAAAAAGAAAAAGUCAAUGUCCUCUCACCCAUCCCUGGGACUGGAAAAGCUCCAUUCCUUCUCCACGUGUCCCUUGUAUGUUUCCAGGGGCGGAACUUCCGAACACCUGUCAUCAAAGCCUAGUCUUUCUCGUUACCUUUUAACACUGCAACCCAUUCCACUCUCUCGCAAAUAUUCCUCUUCCCCUAAACCCUUUGAGCUCUCAACCAUGGCUGAGCGUAAUCCUAGCCAGCAGAGAGCCCCAGGACCUAACCCCACCGCCACUACCUCUACUUUCUUACGGAAAAUCCAAGCUCAGGCACCAAACUCCACCCAACUUCUCGGCUUCUUGACCCUCUUUAUUUCUGCCUCAAUUCUCCUAAUACUCACUGGCAUCACAGUUACUGCCACCAUUCUUGGCUUCAUCUUUUUUAUGCCAUUGAUCCUCAUUUCCAUCCCCUUAUGGUUCCCAGUAGGCACCGUGCUCUUUGUAACCACAGCUGGGUUCUUGUCAGCAUGCGGCUUCGGAGUGAUGGUCGCGGCAGGGUUAUCUUGGAUGUACCGCUACUUAAGGGGAAUGCACCCACCUGGAUCAGACAGAGUUGAUUAUGCACGAAGCCGUAUUUUUGACACAGCCAGCCAUGUCAAGGACUAUGCGAUGGAAUAUGGUGGUUACUUGCAAAGCAAGGUAAAGGAUGCAGCUCCUGGUGCAUGAGCAAUGAAUGUCAUCGGAUCGAAUUUAGGGCUGAUCCAGAUAUAGCUACCGUCUUUUUUUUUUUUUUUUUAAAUUUGUGAUGAUGGUAAUUUUGAGUGUUUAAGUUAACAAGAAGACCUUCUUUCCGCCAAUAUGGGUUUUUUGUGUGUGUGUGUGUUCCUGAUUUCAUUUGAAAUUUUGAUGGAUAAAAUCUU
This is a messenger RNA of Durio zibethinus, 984 nucleotides long. Its product is annotated as oleosin G-like. Gene Ontology annotation, cellular component: membrane; monolayer-surrounded lipid storage body. Gene Ontology annotation, biological process: lipid storage. Lineage: Eukaryota; Viridiplantae; Streptophyta; Magnoliopsida; Malvales; Malvaceae. The record is from RefSeq and is a predicted model, not a curated record.